UAUUUUAUAAUCCAGCACACUCAAUCUAUCAUUUUAUGACCCUGUUAUAAAGCGACAAAGUAAAACAAAUGUCAUGGACGCACAUCUCUGCGUGCCCGCACCCAUUGCUGGGUCAUCAUCCGAUUCGUGUGCUGUCGGAGUCCGCAGACGCGUGCUGGAUGUGGCGCGGUUCGGACGCAGCGAAGCGCGCUGCUCGGCUCACUCACCACUUUUAUUCUAGCGCAUUUUAGGCUCCGAAUCAAGAUAUCUGGAGUCGGAUACAGCAUUUAUUUGCAGGUGUCUUUACCUGAGAAAACAAACGUUCAACUAGUGGCUGGUGCGGAAGCAUAUUACUCGGAUUUACUUUGGAUUUGAAACCAUGGAUUUCCACAGCGACUCUAAUUAUUCCUAUGGAGGCUCUAAUUUAACAACAGGAGACGAGCCUCCUCACUGUGGAGCCAGCCUCCUGAUCAUCUUUGGUAUCAUCUUUUUCUUGGGCAUCAUAGGGAACUCCAUCGUCAUGUACACCAUUCUGAAGAAGACCAAGUGUCAUGCCAUGCAGACCGUUCCAGACAUAUUUAUCUUAAACUUGUCGAUUGUUGACCUUCUGUUUCUUCUCGGGAUGCCUUUCCUGAUCCAUCAGUUGCUGGGCAAUGGCACGUGGCACUUUGGGGCAGCCAUGUGCACGGUCAUCACCGUGCUUGACUCCAACAGUCAGAUCGUCAGUACGUACAUCCUCACUGCGAUGACCCUUGACCGGUACUUGGCCACGGUCCACCCCAUCCGUUUCAACUAUGUCCGAACGCCGUGCGUGGCAGUGCUUGUGAUUGGUCUGGUGUGGGUUCUGUCCCUGCUCACCAUCAUCCCUGUGUGGAUGUAUGCAGGCCUGAUGCCUCUCACAGACGGUCUGGUUGCCUGUGCGCUCCUCCUGCCAGAUCUAGUCAGCGAUACAUACUGGUUUACUCUCUACCAGUUUUUCUUGGCCUUUGCCAUUCCACUGGUUGUAAUCUGCCUGGUGUUCUUCAAGAUCCUGCAGCACAUGUCCACCAGCGUGGCACCGCUGCCCCCACGUAGUUUGAGGGUGCGCACCAGGAAGGUGACCCGGAUGGCUGUGACCAUCUGUCUGGCAUUCUUCAUUUGCUGGGCUCCUUACUACAUUCUCCAGCUGGUCCACCUCGGAGUCCAAAACCCCAGCCUGGCAUUCUCGUACGCCUACAACAUUGCCAUUAGCAUGGGCUACGCUAACAGCUGCAUCAAUCCGUUCCUCUAUAUCGUCCUCAGCGAGACUUUCAAAAGACAGUUCGUCAGGGCCCUGCGCCCAAUCAACAGAAAGUUUCGCGUGAACCCGAGCACCACGGACGGAGGCGUGAGCGUGAGGAUGAUACCUGAAGGAGCUCAGCGGGAGCGGGCCUCCAGGGAGAUGCUGCCAUCCGAAGAGUCCCCGGCAUGAUCCAGAACCAGAAUCAGAAUCAGAAUCAGGUUUAUUGCCAUUGUCAGUGAACAAACGAUUCACAAACUAGGAACUUGCUUCGGUACUAAUGUGCUACAUAUAACAUGAAUAAUAAGAUUAAAAAUAGAAUAAAAAAAAACUAGAAUAAAACUUUCAGCUAUAAAAAUGGCAGAUAAUGGUAACAUGGCCGAUAAUGUGACAGUGUGUCGAGUACAGAAGACCAGCAUGGUUGUGUGUUUAUAAUCUAUUCACAAGUCUAACGGCAGAUGGAAAGAAGCUGUUCUUAUGUCGGGAGGUUCUGGUCCGGAUGGACCGUAACCUCCUGCCUGAGGGAAGCGGCUCAAAAAGUCUGUGACCCGGGUGAGAAGGGUCAGCUGCUAUCCGACCUGCACGCCCCCGAGUCCUGGAGACGUACAGGUCCUGGAGGGACGGAAGGCUGCAGCCAAUCACCUUCUCAGCAGAGCGCACAAUGCGCUGCAGUCUAUGUUUGUCCCUCACCGUGGCUCCAGCGUACCACACAGCGAUGGAGGAGGUGAGGAUGGACUCAGUGAUGGCCGUGUAAAACUGCACCAUCGUCUGGACCGGCAGCUUGGCCUUUUUCAGCUGCUGCAGAAAGUACAUCCUCUGCGAGUUAAUCCUGCAACUUUUGUCUGUGCAAUCAGUGAUUCUAAGGGAGGCAUCUGCGUGAGCUUUGUUCUGUUGAAUGUAUAUUUAUCAAAAAUCAUCACGUCUCAGGGGAAAUCUGCAAAAUUAGUAACUAUUUCUCCCAAAUUCUUUCAUUUUCCACUCAUUUGCUCCUAAACUGACAAACUGAAACACUUUUGUUUUCUCCUCUCUGAAAGCUGUUUUGCAGCAGCUUGUUCUGAAAAACUCAGUCCACUCACUUCAGCUUUCAUUCUAUUGUCAAAGCUGAGGACCUUUCAGUGCAGACAGCAGCUUAUUAACGCUGAACCACCAAAUAAGUAUUUCACAUGCAUUUAGACUUGCUGCCAAGGAUUUACAUCUGUGUGUACAGUGUAUAACACAAGGAAUCCCAAAAAAAUAUGUUCUUUUGUGCUUUCAUCACUUUUGAUACACUUUCUUACAGGUUUGCCCGUUGAUGGGUUGAAACGUCUCCAACCAGAGCAGAAAACAGAGUCUUUGCUUUGCUGUGGUGGCAGAAAAUGCAAAUAAGAAGAAACUGUGAAUAUUAUUGUGCAGAUUUAGGAUUAAAGGUGCAGUGAACAGUCGUUGUUUACACAGCUGCACAGGGCCAAGGUAAUGCAUCUGCUGCACAGAUGCGUUCUGUCGGAGGAAGAGCUGUGCAUGUGAUGACCUUCUUCAUCACUCUUCAACUAAGCAAGCAGAAAAUGUUUUCAUGCUGUCUGAUGUUUCUGGGUUCCAGAAAUGUUUUUCUGUUCAGUUCUUAUUUUUAUUUAUUGUAUAUCCCGUGGUGUUGAAUUUGGUGUUAAUUAUCAGGUUGUCUAAAAAUUACGACCAGCUGAACGAUGUUUAAAGGAAGGGGAAGCCAUGUUUUCAUUGGUUGAGAUUUAGGCCCUGUCCACACGUAGCCGGGGAUCUGCCAAAACGCAGAUAUUUUUCUACGUUUUGGCCUGCCAUCCACACGAAAACGGAGUUUUUUCACACGAAAACGGAUCUUUUUAAAAACUCCGGCCAAAGUGAAGAUCUGCGUUUUCUCCGUUUUGGGUGUCUGCGUGUGGACAGACAAAACCGGAGUUUUAAGGUCCGCAACGUCACUUUCCGCGACAAAAAAAUGCUGACAUCACGUGUGCGACCUGUGUUUACACUAGCCGACAGCAUGGACGCCCUCAGAGCUGCGCUCGCUUUAUCAAUUGUCCAAGCGCUUUUUGCUUGUUUGUUUUUGCAAGAGGAAUUACUGCUCCUUGCGGAAGACCACAGACGAAGGACGAGGUUAAGAACGGGGGAAGUACUGCCGCCUACAGGUCUGGCAUGUCCUUAACAACGUAUUUAUCCGGGUACGUGUGGACAGAGUUUUUUAAACGCGGUGGUGUGGAUGCAAGUUUUUGGAGGGGCGGAUAUUCGUUUUUAAAAAAAACCCGGCUACGUGUGGACUAGGCCUCAGGCUGAACCCCCCCAUGAAUGCAAAUAUGACUAACUUUGCCACCCACUGUUAACAAAGUUGAAUAAUGGAACCUUUUAUUUUGUUUAAUAACUUUUUCUUAUUUUACCACAAGAUAAAGUGGAAAAGGGGUGUUGGUGUGUGUGUAUGUGUGAAUAAUUGAUAUGCAAAUGAAUGACAAAACAAAAAAGAAAGUAAAAAAUGAAUAGGCCCAGAUUGUUAUGAAUGCAGUGGAAGGGAAAAAUACGAAUGUAUAAAUAAUUUGAUCAUUUGAAAGAAACAUUUCAAAGACAGAUGGAAAGGGGGAGAGAAAAGAAAUAAUAAAUAAAUGAGCAAAGGCAGAUAUUCUGGAAUAGUUACAGGAGUGAUGCUAUGAAUGAGAGCAGGUUCUUCCAUCUGGUGAUGUGCGGGUUUCCAGUCAAGGAGAAAUUACUUUCUUGGCGUUAGCCGACAACUCCAACAGCUGAUUUUUAUUGAUUGUGUUGAGUUGAAGCGUGGACGUGUCACCAGUGAGACAGAAUUGGAUACAUUGGAACGUGGUAGUGAAAUAAUGUAGAGAGCAACCGAGUGAUUGUAAUGCUUUUAAAUGUUUUUGUGGACAGACUGGUUAAAUCAAGAUAUCACCUUUAAAAAGGCUAAAAAGCUAUUUUCCCAGAUGGGACUCAGAAUAAAUACCAUAUUAAUGAGGAAUUAUUUCAACCAACCUUUUCAUGAAAAGCUGGAAUAUCUCUGGUAUACACAUGAUCACCAGUGUGCAUGUGAAUAUUUGCACCAAGAAUGCAGUAAUCGUCAUCCAAACAGGAAACGUGUGUCACUACAGACUGAAGCUAAAUUGUAAGAACACAUAAUUUAUGUUUUCAACUGCCAAAAUGUUGUAACUUCACGUUGUCACUACCCCUGUUUAUUAUAUUUAUGGAGUGAUAACUAUGUGAACUUGUGGAUGUCAACCAGUGGAAAUAAAACGGUCAACAGAUGAACAUCACGCUACAGUUGUUAUUUUGUUUAGUUUCUCUGCAAUCAAAGCUCUCCAAGUGCCAUUAACACAUUUUUAUUUGGUUUUCCAGUGUGCAGUAAAAGCUUUGGAUGGAUGUACUUCACUUUGAAAUGUGAAAAUGCCCGUAAAAGUCUGGCUGUGAAGUUCUGAGAUGCUUAAACGUUAUUGUCAUUUUGUCAAAGGCCCAACUCGGAAACAAUUAACAGACCGUGUUUGGGGCUGCUGUUGAGGCUCAGCUAACCUUCAGCUCUACAGGCCCGUUCAAGGUGGAACACAUUUUUGUUUUAGUCUGUCAACGCACCUGCCACGAUGUGGAACUGUAGUUAGGACCCAAAUGCAGGUGAUAACAGGCACAGGUAAAAAAAAACAGUAAUAUUGAAUCAUUAAAAGACAACACCAACAAUAAAACAAAUAAAACACAAAUAUCGAUGAUAAAAACAGAGGAAUUCGGCUGGAUCAGGGAAAAAAGCAGGUAAAAAGAUGGGUCUCUAAAAGAGAGCUGCAACCAUUCCAACAGUUAAAGGGAGAUUUUUUCAGCUGAAAAACCUCUGGUUCUCCUGGUCACCAGACCGGUCCUGGGAACGUCUAACGGCUGCUGGGAUUCAGACAUCAAACCUUUCCUGGAGA
Molecule: messenger RNA, 5130 nt
Organism: Nothobranchius furzeri (turquoise killifish)
Lineage: Eukaryota; Metazoa; Chordata; Actinopteri; Cyprinodontiformes; Nothobranchiidae
Gene: mchr1a
Product: melanin-concentrating hormone receptor 1a
Biological process (GO): neuropeptide signaling pathway
Cellular component (GO): neuron projection; plasma membrane
Molecular function (GO): neuropeptide binding; melanin-concentrating hormone receptor activity
Source: RefSeq, a predicted model, not a curated record